This is a messenger RNA of Ornithodoros turicata, 2916 nucleotides long. Its product is annotated as GAS2-like protein pickled eggs. Gene Ontology annotation, biological process: actin crosslink formation; protein localization to microtubule plus-end; microtubule bundle formation. Gene Ontology annotation, molecular function: actin filament binding; microtubule binding; cytoskeletal adaptor activity. The transcript has 5 exons. Gene Ontology annotation, cellular component: actin filament; stress fiber; cytoplasm. The record is from RefSeq and is a predicted model, not a curated record. Bases 158 to 2149 code for a protein of 663 amino acids. Lineage: Eukaryota; Metazoa; Arthropoda; Arachnida; Ixodida; Argasidae.
CUGCCGGCGGCCAGGUCCAUUCGCGUUGACGUACUCGCCUGUAGUACGUGUGCCUUCCGCUAUCCGCGAUGUAGUUCGCAUCCUCGCGUGAUCGCCGCGGGAAGACUUCCACACAGCUUUUCAUGCGUUUGGUGCCUUAAGCGGACAAGACGCCGCCAUGUCUUCCACCGCGUGCGACAUCGGUGCGGUCCGCCUGGAGAUCAGACCCCUGCGGCCUUUCAAGUCCAGCGAAGAAUACCUCUGGGCGAUGAAAGAGGACUUGGCAGAAUGGCUCAAUACGUUGUACGACCUAAAGUUGACAGCGGAAUCGUUUCUCGACGCCCUGGACGACGGUGUGGUUCUCUGCAGACACGCCAACAAGGUUCUUGAGACCGCACGCCUCAAGGGACAGACAGCGCUCUUCGCGCUGCCCGAAAGGGACGUGGUGUACCGCGCGGACGUGCAGAGGGGGACCUUCCAGGCACGCGACAAUGUGUCCAACUUCAUUGCGUUCUGUCGCGCGUUGAACAUCAAAGAGUGCCUGCUUUUCGAAACGGAGGACCUUGUUAUGCGAAAGAAUGAAAGGAGUUUUAUCCUGUGCUUGCUGGAAGUGGCUCGCAGAGGGGCCCGAGUCGGAAUGCUGGCUCCUCUCCUGGUGCAAUUCGAACAGGAAAUCGACGCAGAAUUGGAAGACGGCUCAUCGGACGAGGAUCCUACGCCUCGACCGCAGAUCAUCACCAAUGAUCUCAGAUCUCUGCAUGAAAGGGUUGUGGAUCUCUUGAACCGAUGCACCUGUCCAUCCCAGUUUCCGAUGAUACGAGUUGCAGACGGGAAGUACAGAAUCGGCGACACAAAAGUGUUAAUUUUUGUGCGGAUCCUUCGCACCCAUGUUAUGGUACGUGUAGGAGGCGGCUGGGACACUCUUGAACACUACCUGGACAAGCACGACCCGUGCAGGUGCAGAUCUGGACACCGCACGUCGAUUUCCGCCAGGUUGACCAUGACACCCUCCAAGAAUGGCCCAGCUAUGCAGGUCACAUAUAACAGGCCGCAAGCCCCGACUUAUCCCUACGAGAGUGCAUCACCCAUCACAACUCGGAGGAGCCUCCCGAACCCCAGGACCCAGCCGCUUCCCGAUCCCGAACGAGACGCCGCACCCUCUCGCAACUCCCACUGCAGCGACGACUCGAGCUCGAGCGGCGGAUGCUGCGGGCCGGCGGACAGCAGCAGCGAAACGUCGGAGAGCGAGUUCAAGGCCGCCAGCUCUCGCAAGUGCUCACCGAGGAAGAUUCCCAAGACGGGCCCCAUGCUGCAAGUCGACACGUACUGUUCCAACUGGAAGACCGUCUCGCCCGAGAGGCCAGACUCCGGUCUCGCCCACGAGUCUUCGGAGACCAGCUCCGUCGUCUCGACCGACGACAGCAACCAGGAUUCCGCCAAACCCGCUACGAACAACCCGAAACAGACCACUUCCAAGUCCCGCAUACCGUGCCUUGCGGCACCACCACAGAGGGCCAACAGCAUAGAGAACGUAUCUACCAACGGGAGGGCUCAGCACAGCCAGCCAACCGUGAACGGAAGGCCGCGACAGAGCUCCAUGCCGCCGUCUUCCAGUGCCAGGCGGAAGUCGGCCGAUCCAUUGCUGGCGCCCCUGCCACGAUCGAGGUCUCACAGCAGCGAUGGGGGCAUGCUCAGUGAUAAAAAUUUCUUCCCGCGGGCAACCAUCGGACGGUCGUCCUGGAAGAGCCCGCCGCCGCCGAGGUCUUCAAGGUCCGAGGGAAACGGGGGCAACAAGACCUGGGCCUUCAAACAGCGCAACCAGAGGACGCCGCUCACGCCCGACCUCUUCAGUAAUAACCUCGGUGGGAGUCCGACUCGAGCUCAAAGGCCAAACGCAAUUUCACCGCUCCUCCAAGAGCUUCUAUCGGACAGAGAUUUGGACUCUGACGACAAGCUCCUAAAGAAAAUGGAGUACUUUGUGAGCCAGUACAGGGCACGCCUUGACGAAUGUGAAAAGACUAAGCAGUUCAGUGCGAACGACGGUUACAAUAGCAACACCUUACCCCGAAUGUCACACACUGCGCCAACAUCGCCGGACAGUUUUCGCAGCCCGCCGUGCCGAAGGAGAGGAUCUAAGAUACCUAUGGCAACAUAUUACGGCAGAGACUAACUACAGGUUCUCAGAGAGUGCGUAGAUGAUGGACGAUGUAAUUAUAUGUAUGACUGACGUGCAGUCCAUGUGCAUGCUUUAAACCACAAGUUUCGUGUGCUUUUCACAGCACAUAAAAGUGCGAGUCAGGGAAGUAGUUGCCACUACUCACACCAGUUGCGACUGAGAUACAAGUAGUAGGCAUGGAGAAAAACUGCGUAGUAAUCAGCUCUUUGAGGAUGUGUAAGUAUCGGGUACGUUCACCUGCAAGGGACCUUUUUUUUUGGUAAGCCAGCAAGAGAGAGACGACCUCCCACAUGAUAAAGGGCAAUGCGCUAUUGUAAUUGUUCAGCUGAAGUGAGACUGCUUCAGUCUAACGUUCUCGAACUGGAGAGAAGCCAUCAGCUGCCCACAGCAGUAAACGCAGAAAGCCAAUUAGGUACACCUGGGUGUGCAAGAACUGCUGUGUCGCAGCAAGGUUGAGUUUGUACCAGCAGAUGCUUGAUGCCUCCUGUGGUACAGGUCAAUUGUAGGACAAUUAUUAGUUUAGACAAGUGGCAAUAUCACGAGGGUAUUUUAGAAGACGUGAAACCAUCAACCUCAUCACAAAGCCCGCAUUUAAGAGAGAUGUCGAGAGUUCUAAUCACACGUUGAGUCAGCUUCACCUUAGUGCUCAUCCAAGACUGGAACAUUUUGAAGGGGAGCACGUAAGUUGUUGAUACUAAUGCAGUCAUUGUUAGUGCUUCUUUGGUAGCUUCACACAUUGAAAAUAAAGUUACAUUUUUGUA